CUAAAACCUCAAAAAAAAAAAGCUCCAAACACAAGGCAAAAAGGGGUUGUUGUACAUCGUUGUUGUUUCCUGUAACAUUCUUUUUUUUAAAGAAAUCUUGUAACGGUAGAAGGAUACAGGGCAUAACGUUGAAACGAACAUAUCUUCGAUACUAAAACCGACGCCGACGAGGAGGAGGGGUGUAGGUUUUCAAUGGCUUUCACAUGGGCCUUUGCGCUUAGGAUCUUUCUUCUUCUCCUUCUUCUCGCUGCUUUUGUUUAUGCUUGUUUCACGCUCCCUAUGGAAGCGAUUCUGCAGGAUUUUUUGCUAUGGGUUGAUAAUGAUCUUGGACCUUGGGGUCCACUUGUGCUGACUGUCGCUUAUAUUCCUCUGACAAUCUUGGCUGUUCCAGCUUCAGUCCUUACUCUCGGUGGUGGUUAUCUUUUUGGAUUGCUUGUGGGCUUCAUUGCAGAUUCUGUUGGUUCAACUCUUGGUGCAGGAGCAGCGUUCCUUCUAGGCAAAACAAUUGGGAAAUCAUUGGUUGUUUCGAAGCUUAAUGAUUAUCCUCAGUUCCGGUUAGUAGCAAUUGCAAUACAGAGAUCUGGCUUUAAGAUUGUUUUGCUGCUUCGACUUGCACCUUUAGUCCCUUUCAGUGUGUUGAAUUAUCUGUUGUCUGUGACCCCCAUCUCAUUUGGAGAAUACAUGCUGGCUUCCUGGUUAGGGAUGGUGCCAAUAACUCUUGCUUUGGUUUACGUCGGAACAACAGUUAAGGAUCUUUCAUAUGUGACACAUGGGUGGAAUGAGUUUUCAACCACUCAUUGGGCAUUUCUUAUAGCGAGCCUUGUUGUGUCUGUGGUUUUAAUGGUUUGUGUGACUAAAGUCGCAAAAACGGCUCUAGACAAAGCGUUGGCUGAAGGUGAGGAUGUAGAUUGCAUCGUAGGCUCAACGCCAGAAUUGCCCGGUUUUUGCGAAGAACCCGUGGAUCUUCGCCGGCCUUUUAUAAUAAAGGUAGACCCUUGCGACAGCAGCACUUGUGGAAAGUAAAACCUGAUAUAUCAGCUGUAAAUUGUUCUCCCUACCGCAUUAUCAUUGGUAUUGCUUUGGCAUAUCAUUUGGUGCUUUGUACAUAUAGCCAUAGUAACAGAACUUUAGCUCUCUACAGAAAUAGAUGGUCACUGAUAAUAUGUUUGGUGAUUGAAAAUCCAAUGGAAACAGCUGUUUUUCUCUU
This is a messenger RNA of Hibiscus syriacus, 1207 nucleotides long. Its product is annotated as TVP38/TMEM64 family membrane protein slr0305-like. NCBI's taxonomy places the organism in Eukaryota, Viridiplantae, Streptophyta, Magnoliopsida, Malvales, Malvaceae. The record is from RefSeq and is a predicted model, not a curated record. The transcript is spliced from 9 exons. Gene Ontology annotation, cellular component: membrane. Bases 193 to 1023 code for a protein of 276 amino acids.